Sphaeroforma arctica JP610 is the source of this 3103-nucleotide messenger RNA. RefSeq lists its product as hypothetical. The coding region runs from base 382 to 1893 and encodes 503 amino acids. The transcript is spliced from 7 exons. NCBI's taxonomy places the organism in Eukaryota, Ichthyosporea, Ichthyophonida. The record is from RefSeq and is a predicted model, not a curated record.
UAGUCCGGACAUGUUCGCACCAAGGUCCAGUCUAAGACUACUCACGUUUGAGGUUUAUCAACAUAGCAGUUCUCCAUAGUCAAUUAAACCGUAAUACAUGGACUUCAGUUGACUCUGUAAAAGAUGCUUCUGCUCCUCGGUAGUUUCUUCUCGGUAUAGUCCACCCUCUAUUGCAAUAAAUUUCCACAAAUAUAUUCGAAGGUCUGUAGUUAUUUAAAUAUUUAUGUGCACAUCGUGUUGCAACUACGUUGAGAAUCUGGAGACAGAGCAAUCUUGUUAUUCCUACUGGUUCCUUUCCACACUAGUGAGAACACUAAUACUAGUCCUACAGGCAAACGUAUCGAGUGCAAUGACACGAUCCGUGGUACCAAGUUUGUACGUAUGGACCGAAAAUUAUCCCAGAUAGAGGCAGUGCCUAACUCAACACAAGAAUACGCACACGCUUCACCUAUACAAACUGAUGCACACACAUACACAGAAUCACUCCCAAACACACACACAGAGAGAGGGGUACCUGUAUAUGCGAACAGUACGCAAAUCAAGAAACCAGUACAAGGUCCAGAGCAGCAUGUUUUAAACUUGGCCGAGGAAAGUAAAAUUGUUGCUCAACAAGAUGCUUUAAAAGCCGAUUCAAGUAUUCAUAGAAGUUGUCAAUAUUCCGCAAGUGCCUUGAAUAUAAGACAACGACGCCGUUCACAACAAUCAGUCACACACAAACCGACUAUAAUGAGCCUGUCGAUGCCGUUUAUGCUGGAAUCCAGCCAGGUCGUACAAGACGAGGAUUUUCCCGAGUAUGAGUCAGCAGAUCGUUGCCUGGCCAUCCAGAUUGAAAGUGGCGUGUCGUUGGAUAUCAACAGCCCUGGGGAUUCCACCUGCACUACAAGUAGUACACCAAAUGUAUCAUUGUGCCAAAUCGAAGAGGACACGAAUAAACCAGACAUCUACGCGCACACAAACACAAGCAGCGCACACAAUGAAAGGCUAGUUUUGGGGGAGAAAGCGCAUUUCCUCUGCAACAAAUGGUAUCCAGUGACUCUGAUCAUGAGCAGUGUAUCAACUCUGCCCUUCCUCAUCCCAACCUUUCUGUGGCAAUGGGAUGAGCACACUGUGCCGAUCGUAUCGCUUUCGACGGUGUCGCUGCUACUGUCUUUCUUUCAGUACUUUGCCUUUCUCGUCGGGAUCUAUAGGUACCGCGACUAUUCUUUGAUCAAGGCGCGUGGGUUGAUGUUCACCAUAGUAAUGAUGGCCUCUGCCGCUGCUUUGAUGCUCAUGUCCUACAUGAGCGUGCUGUUAUACUCGGGUGUGCUCACCGGCGGUAUCACUGUUCACACAGAGAAUGUAGCGGAUCUCCCUGUCCAUCUGAAGCUUCCUAAUGCCAUACUAAUGUGUAUCAUCCGAGUUAUCCAAACCUUCUUCAUGGCUGUGCUUACCGGCAGGCUGGCGGUGGUGUACACGUUAUUCGUCUCCAAAGACCGCGUGAAGACCUUUUCCCGGAAAAAGGUCAGGUGGCUGUUCUGGAGACCUGUGGUGAUUCUGGUUAGCAUUUCGGUACUUGUUCUGCUGCCGUAUCUCGGCUUUACCAUCGCCUGGUACUAUGCCGGGGAGCAGCCUUGGUUGGAAGAUGCAUUUCACUUUAGUUUCCUCGUGGCCAUGUGGACAAUGAUGGUGGUACGGGGAUCGGCCUUUCUGUUCUACGCGUGGAAGUGUCGCGAGGUGGAUCUGGUGUUCAGCGACUACGCCCAGAACUAUCGCGCGGGUGUGCUGGACACACUGCUGAUGCUGAUUGUGUGUAUCGUCUGGACCGUUGAUGAAGUCGGUGCGAAUGCAGUGGUGAUCCUGCAGAUAUCAGCGCAGGUGUGUAUGUGUACGCGGAUGUAUACUCGAUCACUAUAGCUGCAUGUACGGUUUUAGGAGUGGUAUGUGUGUAUCCCAUAAUGUGUAUCGAUGUGUUUUGCUAUGGUGUACAAGUGGGUGGCUAUCAUCCAAUCUCAUUGGUACAGUCUCGAGAUCAGACAACAGUACUCUUGCCAUGUCACCGUGGUUUUUUAUUAUUAAGUAUAUCGAUGCUGCUCAUUCCUAUCCACCUACCUUGUGCAUAGCUGUUAUUAUGUCACGUGCACACACCACAUCGACUCCAGUUUCUAGUCACGUCACUGUUUUCAAAUGUUGUGGUUAUUGAAAGCCUCGCCAAUGCACUAUGGAUGAGUUUACCUUUUUUAUAUAUAUCUCGACCAACUUAAAUUGACCUUGGACACCCCUGUUACUUCCAACAGAUUACCGUGCUGAGUUAUCUGUUCGAUGCCUACCUCAUUCCGUUGUUGUUGGGUAUGGAUCAAUACCGGCCACCGGAAAAGACUAUGUUCAAGUUCCAACUAGGGAAUACCCAGAGCCAAAGUCAAAGUCAAGGGGGUAACACGUCACAACAAACAUAAAUUAGAAUUCAUAAAGUAGUAGAUAUAGAUAGUGUUACCAUAAUAAAUAUAUAAAUACAUAUAAAAAUCGUUUCCGGGUCUUUGCGUCCUGUUACUACAUCUGGACAACGAAUCAUAUACGAAAGAGUAUACAAUACCGGUAAUGUAAAGACUGCUCCUUCCGUUGACAAGUGGUGUUGUUGCCAUUCGCGCAUUAGUGCUAUCAUUCACGUUCUAGCCUGUUAGCGGCUCUGACAGUUCACGACAGUAAGCAUUAUCAAUUGAAUACAGAUGCUUAGAUUCUACAGUCACACUGUGGGUAAAAAAACAAGAAGUCGGUCUACACACAGUCCCUAAACCCACCCCUCGCCCCUGUCCUAGUCGCGUAUCGGCGUAAUCUUUCUUUUUUGCAUUGUCCGUCGUCGCUUCCAUGAUGUCGUUGCCUACAGCCUCAUGGCCUGCCGUUGCCUAAAGGUGCAUCAUCGACCGAUCUGAAUGGUUUCCUGAAAGAUUUGAGUAAGAGCACAUAUGUUGGGACCCGAAAGAUGGUGAACUAUGCCUGAAUAGGGUGAAGUCUGAAGAAAUUCAGAUGGAAGCUCGUAGCGAUUCUGACGUGCAAAUCGAUCGUCAAAUUUGGGUAUAGGGGCGAAAGACUAAUCGAACUAUCUAGUAGCUGGUUCCCUCCGAAGUUU